Messenger RNA from Lactuca sativa (garden lettuce), 516 nucleotides. The record is from RefSeq and is a predicted model, not a curated record. Lineage: Eukaryota; Viridiplantae; Streptophyta; Magnoliopsida; Asterales; Asteraceae.
AUGCAUGUUGAUGAUGCAGAAAGCGGAAAAAACAAAACAACAAAUUCCGAAAGUAAUGAUCAAGAUUCAAACAACAAAAGACGCAGAAGACCUUCUAUUAGAGUAAGUUGUGAAGUAGAUGUGAGAAUGAAGAUCAACAAUAAUAACAAGACUCAUAUUUUCCAAAAGAAAAUCAUAUAUGAUAUGUCAAAUGUGAACAUGGGACCAAGUGUUGCAUAUAAAUACAUGAAAGAGUCCGGAGGUGGUUUUGAGAAUACUGGAGCUGGAGCUACAGGAACAAAUAUAAAAAAUUUCAAAAGGGAUUGGAUUGAAUUUAUUGGAGAAAGAGAUUCAGAUUUUAUGAUAGACAAGUUGAAGAAGAAAAAUGAUUAUUUACAAGAUUUUUCAUUUGACUAUAGUAUUGGAAGUAACGCAGAAUUGACUGGAUUGGUUUGGGCGGAUGAAGAAGCAAAACGAUAUUAUUUUGCCUUUGGAGAUGUUCUUGGUUUUGAUGCAACUUACCGAACAAACAAGUAA